CUCAGCGAAGUGGGGAGGAGUCCGUCACCUCCCCACCCCCAUCCCACUUUGGUGCCACCCUCAUAGAUGAACCCUGAGCCUGGGUGGCCAAGGACGCCAGAGAGGCUGCCGUUCGCUUGCCAGGGCACAGCACCUUUGGGCAGAACAUAAAGCCCCUGCGGCAGCUCACCCGGGCUAGGACCAUCGGCGCCCAGCUGCCCUGCAGCCGGCCGGAUUUCGCCAGGGCUGAGGUCAUGGCCAGGGCGGCUCUGGACCCUGCUCUCAGGACCACAUCCCUGUUCUCCUGACUGCCCUGUAUCCUCCGCAUCGCUGCUGGGGUUCACUCCAGUCGCGCCCAGGUCUACCGAUCUCUGUCCUAGAGAGCAGCUUGAGGCCACCGGCUUGGAUGGACGCGCUGAGGCUGCCCCGGCGUCCAGGGGUCCUGCUUCCGAAGUUGAUCCUGCUCUUUGUUUAUGCAGGAGAUUGCCUGGCGCAGUGUGGCAAAGAGUGCCGCUCUUACUGCUGUGACGGAAACACACCCUACUGCUGCUCCUACUACGCCUAUAUUGGGAACAUCCUCUCGGGCACGGCGAUUGCUGGCAUCGUGUUUGGAAUCGUGUUCAUCAUGGGGGUCAUUGCAGGAAUCGCCAUCUGCAUCUGCAUGUGCAUGAAGAACAACCGGGGGACCCGCGUUGGGGUCAUCAGAGCAGCACACAUCAAUGCCAUCUCCUAUCCCAUGGCACCGCCCCCCUAUACUUAUGACCACGAGAUGGAAUAUCGCACAGACCUGCCACCUCCAUACUCUGCAGCCCCACAAGCUUCAGCCCAGCGCUCUCCACCCCCUCCGUAUCCUGGAAAUCCAAGGAAAUAUUCCUCAUCCCAGAACAGAAUACAUGACAAUUAGCAAUUUUACCCAGAACAAAAUGCCUCAACUUAGAAACAUGCACAAAACUGAUUGUCUACUUGCUAGGGUCAGAUAACAUCUCAGGCAGAAUGUACACAUGGAGCAGGCUCUUUCCCUGCUCAGAGCUAGGUGGAGAAUUAGAAGUCAUAGAUUAAGUGAUCUGCGGAUCCACCCAGGCACAGUCAGAUCAAAGUGUUGCAAUUGGAAGGCUCCUGAUAAUCAUGCUGCUUUAGGAUGAGAUGAAGACAAAAUCAAUAUUGAACCUGGAAUAAAGAAGAACAGAGCAUAGUCUGAUCUACAUCAGGGAAAAGCUACAUUCCAUACAGCCUUAGGAGAACUAGAACAGAUCAUUAUUUCAUUUAUCCACAAAUAUGUAUCAAGUGCCUUAGAGCCCACUCUGUGCCUCGCAAUAUGAGGGGCCCUGGAUGGAAGUAACCAGAGGGAACUUUGGUUCUGGCACAGGCAUACCUCAUCCUGUUGCACUUUGACCUUUUGCACUUUGCAGGUAUUGCAUUUUUUACAAAUUGAAGGUUUGUGGUAACCUGGCACCAAACAGUGUCAUUUACCCACCACUAGGAGUGUACUUUUCCUAUCCUUGUAUCACAAGUUGGUCAUUCUCAACAGUAUUCCAAACAUUUUCAUCAUCGCUAUUAUUAUGUCUGUUAUGGUGAUCUGUGUUCAGCAAUAGUUGAUGUUGUUACAGUAGCCUUUGGGGGGGGGUGGAAUGUCACGAACUCUGCACAUAUAGAACAGUGAGAUUAAUAGACUGGUAAAUAUUAUGUGUGUCAUAUCUGCUCCACUGAAAAGCUCCAUCCCUCCUCUCUCUCUCUCUCCCUCCCUCCCUCCCCCAACUCAGGGAACAGUAUUGAAAUUAAGCCAAUUAAUAAGUCAACAAUGACCUCUAAGUGUUCAAGCUACAAGACUCAUAUAGUUCUUGCUUUUCUUGCUUUAACCCAAAACUGGAAAUACUUCAUCUUGGUGACAAAAGCAUGUUCAAAUCCAGGAGAGGCUGAAAGGCCAGCAUCUAUGCCAGCUCGUUAGUUAAGCCAUAAACACAGAUGCGGCUUUCCCAAAGGAAGCUAAAAUGUCUCUCUCCAAACACACAACUGAUAGAAAAGAAAGAAAACAGCGACCUCAUCGUUUAUAAGAACUCUUCAGUGGUGUGUGCAGCCAUCAAAACAGCCACAUUCCCUCAAGUCAUAAAGCUUGAUUCAGAGCUAAGACCUAACUCUUCAUUCUACAAAGGUUGGCAGAGGCGAAGAAGAAUCAUAGCUUGCCUGCUAUAAGAGAAAGAUUGUGAGGAGCAGAGAUCAGGUCCUGAAGUGAAGGAAAGGAGCUACCCCUGUAGUAUCAAAGGGGAAAGCGAAGCCUCAGGCACUGCAAUGGAGGUUGCUGCCUGUUCUCCCAAAGACCUCAAUAGAUCACACAUAAGAUGGCUGCCUGGUGUAAAUGAAAGACCCUCCUAUGGAAAGACUUAUCUUCUAGAACUUCCCCAGCCAGAGAAAAGAAGCCAUCCUAAUCCCACACCUUAAAAGACAGCCUGGCUUUCUUGUUAGUGUCUAUUCCACAACUUUCACGUGAAGUCAAUGUUCAAUGUUCAUUUUCUAGUCAAAACUCCUUGUCCUCUUAAGCAUAUGCAAAGUUUGCUCUGCCCAUAGUCUAUAAAUAGAACAACCAGGUCUAUUUUGGAUGUCACUUAAUGAAUGUUUUAAACCAAGUGUUGAGACUGCUCAGGGAAAAAACAAGGUUUCUUUUAAAACCUUACUGCUCCUUGACAAUGCACUGUUCAUCUAAGAGCUCUGAUGGAGAUGUACAAAGAAAUAAAGGAUGUUUCUCAAAUUUAUGAGUGAUUCCAGUCCCACUCUGUGUCCCUUAGACUAUGAUUUACCUCAACUUCUAUGUCUCAUUUUUUAAUAACUACCUUUUUAAAGGUCAUAACUGACAUAGAAAUGGGAACUUCUGGGGGCUUGGCAAAGUCAUGGAAAGAACCCACAAUUGUAGAUCCAUGACUCACAAGAAGUCAAGAGGUCAGUACUAAUACACAUUUGGAGGAAGUAGAUUUUUGCCCUCGUACAUAAUGUUGCCUUUGUUAGGGCUUUGGUGGGGAAGUACCUACAGAUAUGGUAAACCCACAAAGGCGUUGAAGGUGCAGUUCACUUACUAUGUCUUAUGAUAUCACUGUGAGAGGAACAAUUGCUUCUUAUGGUAAGCAAUGAAAGGAGGUUUUGGUUCUUCUGGUGAAACAUGCUCCUCGUGAAAGGUGCUGUGGACAAAGAUGAGGUGACAGCAGAGGGUUUAGAGUAUUUAUAAGUGACUUGAGAAGUCAGCAACCAGAUUGGAGAAAAUUACAAUUUUCAAGGAAGAAACACUGUGCAUUAAAAGCCACCAAAGAGUAUCACUUGCCACCUCGAACUCUUUCAUGAAGAGAAGUUUCAUGAAACCCAUCUAUCAGACUUCAUUGUCAUAUUAUUUGAAGGAACUGACAGUCUUCCAAAAUGAGCAACCACCAACCUAAUCGCCAGCAACUCUCACCCCACUGCUACCAAUAAGAUUUAGACCUGCUGAAAGCUCCAGUGCUAGUUGCCAUUUUUAGCACAAAAUAUUUUAAUGAGGGUAUACACAAUGCUUUGAAGACCCUUAACAAACUAUAGUCUAGUAUAAACGUAACUUGAAUGUGCUCUGGAAAGCUAAAAAGUCUUUGUGUGAUUCUCUUGUGAAACUUGCUUUACAAGAGAGACAAGCAACUUCAUAAAUGACAUCGAAGUGUUACUGGUACGGGUAUAUCAAACACAUGCCAUCUCUAAAUUACGUUUGUAAAACAAAACCAAGCAAGCCAACAACGAACACCAGUUGCAGCUUUCCUGUUGACUAGCUAACUUUGUGAAGCCCUUCUAUCAAGAUUCCAAACAAAAGGUGUUGGUGUGGUAAAGAAAUAUUCUAGAAAGGAUGUCUAAAAUGAAUAACGGGUCAAACUUUCUGCUUUUGUCUUAGGUAGGUGUGACCAGCUGUGUCUGCAGCAAUGAAUGCUGCCAAUCAAUCUUAUCCAUUAUCUUUGACAAUUUAAAAGAGAUCAAAGGUCCCCAACAGGUUCUGGGAGCUAAGAUCUCCAUAGUCAUUACUAACCCCUCCUAAAAACCCACAUGGUGUUAGUCACUGGUAUAUGAGGGUUGCUCCAACUGUGGAAUGAAUGGUGAGAAACCAAACAUUCUCAGGGUUUUAUAUCAGUAAUAAAAUGUGUCAUUUGACUGUAGAUGAAAGACCUUUUUAAAUGGAAAAAUAAAUGCUCAAAUACAGUAGCCAUUUCUUCCAUUUUAUAAACUUUAAUCUUUUAGACAAGUUAUAUAAUUAAUGGGAAAGACAAGAAGGCACGGGGUUGCCUUUUGCCUGAAUACUAGUUUUUGUGAAGUACUUCCUUUAAAUGUAAAAGCAAUCAAUGAAAUAUUCCAAUGUGUCAUGUUCUACAAUAAGUGGCCCUAACAUUCAUAUUUUUACGUGGGUCUUUUUGUGUACUUUUAAACUGUUUGCCAAAAACUAGAGAUAGAUGACCAGACCUUAAUACCACUUUAAAAGAAAAUCUAAAACAUUCAAUCCAGUAUCAUGAUUAUAAUUCAGUGACAUUCCAAAAUGACACUAAGACACUUCAUAAAUAACCAAAAGAAAUAUCUUAUAAUAUAAGUUAUGGAAUAUGAGCCUGUAGUCGAGGAAUUUAAUAUGAACAAAUAGUGCCUUUUAUUGUAUCAAAUAUCUACAGUUGAAAUGUGUGGGAUUGACUGAAAAUGGUCUACCGAAGGUAUUAAGGCUAGAUUUGUUUUGAGUGACUUGCUUGGCUUUGGAAAGAAUAAUCUUAGCUUCAAAGAUGUGAAGCCUUCAGGGAUCCUGUCUGUUCCAGUAAGAGGCUUCCUGCCUGGCAUGAAGUAUUAGCAUAGUGUCCACAGUACAUGGGCUAUGAUUUAUUUUUCUUCCACCAAUGUGAUUAGUUUCCACUGUUCUCCAGCAAGAGUCCGCAAUGCCAAAGUCAUGGUGAUCUGAGAAUGUUGUCUGUCUGCAAAUCUACUACACAUUUCUAAA
Molecule: messenger RNA, 4951 nt
Organism: Mus caroli (Ryukyu mouse)
Lineage: Eukaryota; Metazoa; Chordata; Mammalia; Rodentia; Muridae
Gene: Cyyr1
Product: cysteine and tyrosine rich 1
Source: RefSeq, a predicted model, not a curated record